Molecule: messenger RNA, 3096 nt
Organism: Drosophila hydei
Lineage: Eukaryota; Metazoa; Arthropoda; Insecta; Diptera; Drosophilidae
Gene: Cul2
Product: cullin-2
Exons: 9
Coding region: 321-2588 (755 amino acids)
Biological process (GO): SCF-dependent proteasomal ubiquitin-dependent protein catabolic process; protein ubiquitination
Cellular component (GO): SCF ubiquitin ligase complex; Cul2-RING ubiquitin ligase complex
Molecular function (GO): ubiquitin protein ligase binding
Source: RefSeq, a predicted model, not a curated record
CGCUAUUACAGGGUUGCAUGUCAGCACUGUCAUUGUCGAAAUGGACUGGCAACCCUAUCGCCGUAACAUAAGAGUUCAUUUUGGAUUGUAAAAAAGUGCAAAAAAACUAAAUUUUACGCAUAAAUAAUUAGUACAUAGUGUAAUUAAAAAGCGCUUGUAUACGCUUGUGGCAAUUUCUUGUUUAUUUUCAUAUUGUGUUUUCAAUGCUGUUGGGCCAAUCCAUUUUGUCCUCCACUUACCAAUACCAAUUCAAAAACAGUUAAGCAAACAAUCCACAUCCUCCCACACACACAAACACACACAUACACACACCAGCAGAGAUGUCGCUCAAGCCAAAAAGAGUGGAAUUUGUUGAUGUUUGGCCGCGCUUGCGUCGCAUGGCUGAAUCGGUGAUAACGUUGAGACAAGUGGAUCGCGCCGUCUGGAACACAAGCUUUUCCGAUGUCUAUACAUUGUGCGUGGCACAGCCUGAACCAAUGGCCGAUCGACUCUAUAGCGAGACAAAGCAUUUCCUUGAUUCUCACGUCGAGAUGCUGGCCAAUAAGGUGCUGGCAAAGCAUGAUGCUGCCAAUGCCAAUAACACGAAUAGCAGACCAGAUCUAUUGCAACGCUAUUAUACUACCUGGAUGGAAUAUAGUCAGGGCAUUAAAUAUCUUCAUCUACUAUACAUUUACUUAAACCAGCAGCACAUUAAAAAGCAAAAGAUCACAGAUACGGAGGCAAUUUAUAGUAAUCAGUCCAGCGAUGCUGCCGAACAAAUGGAAAUCGGUGAGCUUGGCUUGGACAUUUGGCGCAUGCAUAUGGUCGAGUAUUUGGCGGAGGAACUGGUGCGUCACAUAUUGGAGGGCAUUGCUGCAGAUCGGGCUAGCAAUGGUACACUCGAUUCGCAUCGCGUACAGGUCAUUAAUGGCGUUAUACACAGCUUUGUUGAGGUGCAGAAUUAUAAAAAGACAGGCUCAUUAAAGUUGUAUCAGGAUUUCUUCGAAGGGCCCAUGUUGCAAGCCAGUGGCACAUAUUAUACGAACGAAGCCAACAAGCUGCUACAACGUUGCAGCGUUUCACAGUACAUGCAAGAGGUUAUCAAGAUACUCGAAUGUGAGAGUAAGAGAGCGCAAAAGUUUCUCCAUGUGAGCUCGUUGACAAAGCUGCGCAAGCAAUGCGAAGAGAAAUUUAUCAACGAUCGUUUGGGCUUCAUAUAUUCAGAGUGCCGAGACAUGGUGUCGGAUGAAAGGCGUCAGGAUUUACGCAAUAUGUACAUUGUACUACAGCCCAUACCCGAUCAUCUAAAAGCUGAGCUGAUACAGACCUUUCUGGAGCACAUCAAAAACGAAGGGCUGGAAACGGUGUAUGCCCUCAAAGGCGAGAAUAUACACAUUGCUUUCGUUGAGAAUAUGCUGAAAGUGCAUCACAAGUAUCAGGAGCUAAUUGCCGAUGUCUUCGAAAAUGAUUCGCUAUUCCUUAGCGCGCUGGACAAAGCCUGCGCCAGCGUCAUCAAUCGACGUCCCAGCGAACGGCAGCCAUGUCGCAGCGCUGAAUAUGUGGCCAAAUACUGUGAUACACUGUUAAAGAAAUCGAAAACCUGCGAAGCGGAAAUCGAUCAGAAACUCACAAAUAAUAUAACCAUAUUCAAAUACAUUGAGGACAAGGAUGUGUAUCAAAAGUUCUACAGUAGAUUGCUAGCGAAGCGUCUUAUACACGAACAAAGUCAGAGUAUGGAUGCCGAGGAGGGCAUGAUAAAUCGCUUGAAGCAAGCCUGCGGCUAUGAAUUCACCAAUAAACUGCAUCGCAUGUUCACGGACAUUUCGGUCUCCACAGAUUUGAACAAUAAGUUCAAUAAUCAUUUAAAGGACAACGAAAUUGAUCUGGGUAUAAAUCUGUCAAUUAAAGUGCUGCAGGCGGGCGCUUGGCCGUUAGGCUCGACGCAGGUUAUACCAUUUGCAGUGCCCCAGGAAUUCGAAAAGUCCAUCAAAAUGUUUGAGGACUAUUAUCACAAUUUAUUCAGCGGUCGCAAGCUAACCUGGCUGCAUCAUAUGUGCCAUGGCGAACUGAAGCUAAGCCACCUUAAGAAGUCCUACAUUGUGACUAUGCAAACGUACCAAAUGGCGAUAAUGUUGCUUUUCGAGACCUGCGAUAAGCUCAGUUGUCGAGAGAUACAGAAUACGUUGGAAUUAAAUGAUGAAACGUUUCAGAAGCAUAUGCAGCCGAUGAUUGAGUCCAAAUUGCUAAAUGCCAACUCAGAGAAUCUCUCGGGUGAUACGCGCAUCGAAUUGAAUUUCGAUUAUACCAAUAAGCGUACGAAAUUUAAGAUUAGCUCGGCGUUACAAAAAGAAACACCACAGGAGGUGGAGCACACGAUUAACUCGGUGGAUGAGGAUCGUAAAUUGUUUUUGCAGGCCGCCAUUGUGCGUAUUAUGAAGGCGCGCAAGGUCUUGAAGCACAAUGCUCUCAUACAAGAGGUACUCUCCUUAUCGAAAGUUAGCUUUACGCCUAAUAUCGCAAUGAUAAAAAAAUGCGUUGAAUCGUUAAUUGACAAACAAUAUAUUGAGCGUACGGCUAACUCUGGGGACGAGUAUAGCUAUAUGGCUUAGACUGCAGAUGGCUCGGACGGCUAAUUAGAGAUUAUUACAAAAGAAAAUGCGAGAGGAAAAGAAAAAGAAACAAAACAAAAUAAAACAAAACAAAGCAAAACAAAAAAUAAAAUCUUCACUAAUUGAAUUCACAAUGCACAACAAACCAAACUACAUAUAUAUAAUUGUAAUACCUUGUAAUACAUUAUACCAAGGCAUAUUUUGUUAAAUCUUUUUAAAAUUUAUGACACGCAUUACAACGGCAGCAUCCGCUACAAUAACAACAAUUACAACUAUAGUAUCUCUUCUGCUAAACAAUAAUUUUAACCUACAGGACUGUCUAAGCAAUUCAAUUGAUAUCUUUAAGGUAAUGCUAUCAAUAAUUGUUUGCUUCUGUUUUUUUUUUUUGUUUUUUUUUUUAACCAUUAACCCAAUCAAUCCUAAAACUAAAGGCGUAUAAGAUGUGCGCAUUACUGAUACUUUUAGUUAGUUUAUUUAGUUUUUUAAUAAUUAUUUCGUUUGUGGCGCG